UUGCUUUCUCCCGGUGAUGUGCUAUCGCUGGCUCAGGUCCUAACCACCAGCUGUGUGGACGCAUUGCUCCGCUGAACAGGCGUUUGUCCAGUUUCUUUGUCGUUUUUAUAACGUUUUUUCUAUCUAUACUUAAUCACUACAACACGGUAUUCAUCUUGACGUCAGGUAUAUUUAGUAGAAACCGCAGCACGUGAAGAUUUUGGGUGUCAGGGAGGCGCUUUGUUGUUGAGAAAAUGUGCAGUUAGUGUUAGCUUGCCGCAGCAGCCAGGCUCGGACCGACGGGUGCGCGGUGUGGACCAGCAGGGAGCGGAGAGUAUAAGCUAAGGGCUGCUGUUAGCCGAACACCCCCUUAACCCAACCCGACCAUGGGCCUGAUAUUCGCCAAACUGUGGAGCUACUUCUGCAACCAAGAGCACAAGGUAAUUAUUGUGGGUCUAGACAAUGCAGGGAAAACCACCAUCCUUUACCAGUUUCUGAUGAAUGAGGUUGUUCAUACAUCGCCCACCAUUGGGAGCAACGUGGAAGAGAUAGUGGUGAAGAACACCCACUUCCUGAUGUGGGAUAUAGGGGGACAGGAAUCUCUGAGGUCUUCUUGGAACACCUAUUACUCCAACACAGAGUUCAUUAUUCUGGUGGUGGACAGCACAGACAGAGAACGGCUGGCCAUCUCUAAAGAGGAGCUCUACAGGAUGUUGGCUCAUGAGGACCUACGGAAAGCAGCUGUGUUGAUAUUCGCCAACAAGCAGGAUAUGAAAGACUGCAUGUCGGCGGCAGAGAUCUCCAAAUACCUCACCCUGAGCUCCAUCAAAGACCACCCCUGGCACAUCCAGUCCUGCUGUGCUCUAACAGGAGAGGGUUUAUGUCAAGGCCUUGAGUGGAUGACCUCCAGAGCUGGACUCAGAUAGCCCUUCUAUGUGCCAUCAACGCCAGACUACCUGCCUCACCCCCAGAGGUGGCAGACCAUUUCUGUCCUUACUGACUCGUCUUUUCUCUUCUUUGUUAAUGUCACAACGGGACAGCGGCACCGACAGCCCGCCAUGACAGUAUUUGUUAUGCGGCAGUCUGUUCUAAAACAAAGAAACUACAGAGAAGAUGUCAAUCAAGGACAAUUUAUGACUCAUGCAUAUCAUAUUGUUAUUGCUUCUCAUCAAGCUGAGAACGAGGAGGAUUUAUUCAGGUCAGAGGAUUUGCAGUGUUAUGAAUGCAGCUCUAACCAUUAUAUUCACACUAGUUUAAUUCAUUGGUCCGUUUUGUCUUUUUUAUUUUGUUCUCAUUCUAAGCACAGAUGUAAGCUUGUUACUUUAGAUUUCAGUUUUAUAAGCUACAUUCAUCAAGUCUCAUUUUCAUUUGGAGUUUCAACUUGUUAAAAAAACAUUUGUUCCCUCAGCUUUUUUGCCAUAAGUUAUCCGGGCUGUGCUUAAGUCAGAAUGUCAGCAGGUUUCAUUUCAAAGAUCACUUUGACUGCGCGUCAAGAUUUGUUUUUAACAGUAUUUUUCAGCAUUUUAUAAGUGAUUUAUCACGUUAUUUAAUUUGACUUUUACUCUAUAGUCGUUUUUAGCGGUAGGUUUGUAUCUACAUUGUUCUGCAUCUUUUCUUGAACAGUUUUUGUACUUUUUAAACAAAGGGAUAAGCAGAAGCCACUAUUUAACAGGUGCCAAACAUUUACUGGAGGCUGUCACUCAGCCGCUGCUCACACUUUGGUGGUGAAGCGCUUGGAUUGUACGCAUGAGGACGAUACACUCAAUAUUUCAGCUGGUAUUGUUCUGGUACUUGAUGCUCAGCCUUAACAGAACUUCUGUAGUCUGCCUGAUUCAUUUCUCUUUUCCAGCUUGUUGAAAGAAUCCUUCAACUUUUCAUCACAUCUAUGCACAUGCCACUUAAAAGAACUUGUUAUGCAAGUUCGGUGGCCAAAUAAGGAGGUGCUUGAUUCAGAGUGAGCCCAGGUCAUCAGACAGGAAGUUAAACCCUGCACCAGUUAACACAGCAGCAGCGAGGCUUGGAGCAUUUAGCUAGAGCUCAUUAAGCAAUGAGACGGGUUGAAUACUGGUGUGGCAAAGUGUGGAUCAUGUACUGCUUUUGUUUUCAU
Messenger RNA from Cyprinodon variegatus (sheepshead minnow), 2086 nucleotides. RefSeq names its product ADP ribosylation factor like GTPase 5B (gene arl8). NCBI's taxonomy places the organism in Eukaryota, Metazoa, Chordata, Actinopteri, Cyprinodontiformes, Cyprinodontidae. Bases 366 to 905 code for a protein of 179 amino acids. Gene Ontology annotation, biological process: protein localization to Golgi membrane; vesicle-mediated transport; intracellular protein transport. The transcript has 6 exons. The record is from RefSeq and is a predicted model, not a curated record. Gene Ontology annotation, cellular component: cytoplasm; trans-Golgi network. Gene Ontology annotation, molecular function: GTP binding; GTPase activity.